This is a messenger RNA of Castor canadensis (American beaver), 945 nucleotides long. RefSeq names its product olfactory receptor 51V1-like. Gene Ontology annotation, biological process: G protein-coupled receptor signaling pathway. Gene Ontology annotation, cellular component: plasma membrane. Gene Ontology annotation, molecular function: G protein-coupled receptor activity; olfactory receptor activity. The record is from RefSeq and is a predicted model, not a curated record. Lineage: Eukaryota; Metazoa; Chordata; Mammalia; Rodentia; Castoridae.
AUGUCUGCUUUCUCUAUCUCAAACUCCAGUAGCUCCAGAUUUUUUCUCACUGGUUUUCCUGGCCUAGAAGUUUACUAUGUCUGGAUCUCCAUCCCUUUUUCCCUCAUCUAUGCCAUAGUGUUUCUGGGAAACAGCAUGGUGCUCCAUGUGAUCUGGACUGAGCCAAGCCUGCACCAGCCCAUGUUCUACUUCCUGGCCAUGCUGGCUGUCACUGACCUUUGCAUGGGGUUGUCUACUGUGCACACAGUGCUAGGGAUUCUGUGGGGUUUUACUGAAGCCAUCACCCUUGAUUCCUGCAUUGCCCAGUCUUAUUUUAUUCAUGGUCUAUCAUGCAUGGAGUCCUCUGUCCUCCUCUCCAUGGCUUUUGACCGCUACAUUGCCAUUUGUAACCCACUACGCUAUUCCUCCAUCUUAACAAAUGACAAAAUCAUGAAAAUUGAGGUGACGAUUUUAUGUAGAAGUUCUUUGCUCAUUCUUCCAGGCAUCAUCCGGCUGAAGUUCUUAGAUUACUGCCGUCCUCAUUUCCUCUCUCAUUCUUUCUGCCUGCACCAAGACUUGAUUCGAAUGACCUGUUCAGACAGUCGCUUCAACAGCAUCUACGCUCUGGCUCUGGUGAUCUGCACGCUCCUGUUGGAUGUGGUGCUCAUACUUAUGUCUUACAUCAAAAUUUUGCACACAGUUUUAAACAUCGCAUCCUGGGAGGAGAGACUCAAGUCCUUGCAGACUUGUUUAUCUCACAUCUGUGCUGUUUCUGUUUUUUAUAUCCCAAUCAUCGGUCUGACUAUGGUACAUCGCUUUGGGAAACACCUCUCACCACUGGUUCAUGUCUUUAUGGGUAACAUCUAUAUCCUUUUUCCACCCUUGAUGAAUCCCAUUAUUUAUAGUAUCAAAACCCAACAGAUACGCAUGAGAAUCCAGAGACUGUUGUACUUGAAAGUAGCCUAA